Cygnus atratus (black swan) is the source of this 1290-nucleotide messenger RNA. It is a transcript of the gene GCNT3, whose product is annotated as glucosaminyl (N-acetyl) transferase 3, mucin type. NCBI's taxonomy places the organism in Eukaryota, Metazoa, Chordata, Aves, Anseriformes, Anatidae. The coding region runs from base 1 to 1290 and encodes 429 amino acids. Gene Ontology annotation, cellular component: membrane. The transcript has a single exon. Gene Ontology annotation, molecular function: acetylglucosaminyltransferase activity. The record is from RefSeq and is a predicted model, not a curated record.
AUGCAGCUGUGCAAGGGGAAGCCCCCAGCAGCACGGCUGCGCUGUGCGCUGCUGCUCAGCUCCCUGCUGCUGGUCAUUGCCCUGGCACUGCGCAGUGUGACCCGGCCCUGCCAUGAUGCCCACCCCCGCUGCCGUGACCACCUCCGCCGGGCUCUGGAGCUACCCUCCAGCCGAAGGAUCAACUGCUCGGGGGUUGUCAGCGGGGACGAGCAGGCGAUCCAGCAGGCACUCCUCAGCAACCUGGAGACUAGAAACAAAAGGGCACCCCUGACACCUGAAGCGUACCUUAACAUGACGAAGGACUGCAGCAGCUUCAAGGAGACCCGGCGCUUCAUUGAGUUCCCGCUGAGCAAGGAGGAGGCUGAGUUCCCCAUUGCCUACUCCAUAGUCAUCCACAACAAAAUCGAGAUGUUUGAGCGGCUCCUGCGGUCUGUCUACGUGCCACAGAAUGUCUACUGUGUCCACAUAGACAGCAAGUCCCCAGCUGCUUUCCACGAGGCCGUGAGGGCCAUCGCUGCCUGCUUCCCCAACGUCUUUGUGGCCAGCCGCCUGGAGAAGGUGGUCUACGCCUCCUGGUCACGCCUGCAGGCUGACCUCAACUGCAUGCAGGACCUGCUGCGGAGCCCCGUGCCGUGGCGCUACGUCCUCAACACCUGCGGCACUGACUUCCCCAUCAAAACCAAUGCGGAGAUGGUCCGCGCCCUCCAGAUGCUGCAGGGGCAGAACAGCAUGGAGUCGGAGAAGCCAUCGUCCUACAAGCAGCUGCGGUGGAAGUACCACCACGAAGUGGGGGACGCCAUCUCCCAGACAGCCACCGAGAAGCUGCCGUCGCCGCUCAGCUCACCCAUGUUCACGGGCAGCGCGUACAUUGCGGUGACGCGGGCCUUCGUGCAGCACAUCUUCGAGGACCCCACAGCGCUGCAGUUUCUCGAGUGGGCCAAGGACACCUACAGCCCCGACGAGCACGUCUGGGCCACCCUCACCCGCGUGCCUGGCGUGCCAGGCGCCGUGCCCCACAACGACAAGUUCGAGCUCUCGGACAUGAACGCCCUGCCCCGCCUGGUCAAAUGGCAGUACCUGGAGGGCGACACCAGCAAGGGAGCGCCCUACCCGCCCUGCACCGGCCGGUACCAGCGCGCCGUCUGCAUCUACGGGGCCGGAGACGUGUCCUGGAUGCUCCGGCAGCACCACCUCUUGGCCAACAAGUUCGACCCCCGGGUGGACGAUGCCGCCAUCCAGUGCCUCGAGGAGCACCUGCGCCACAGGGCUCUGCUCGGCGCGGGGCUCUGA